UUGUGUCCUGCUCUGCCAGGAUUUCACACAGCAAGAUGAGAAUCACAGCCCUGUUCGUCGCGGUCUUGGUUGCGUUGGCGGCGAUGUUCACCGCCACCGAAGCCAACCCGACUUUCUUUAAAAACAAGAAGUUCGGUGGUGGCAAGUUCGGCCUGUUCGGAGGGGAGGGGCACCUGUUCCCUCUUUUCGGCGGCCUCUUCGGGAAGAAAGGGUGAGCGGCGCAGUCACAGAAGGGCUGCGGGAUUAAGAAAAUCGGACGCUCCAAGUCGCAGGAUUCUAGCGUUGUGCGCGGCUUGGCUCGAAAACAGUGUACAGAUUUUUAAAAAAUAUAUAUAUAUAUAUUGUAAUUCUA
Messenger RNA from Penaeus monodon (black tiger shrimp), 352 nucleotides. RefSeq names its product eggshell protein 1-like. The record is from RefSeq and is a predicted model, not a curated record. Lineage: Eukaryota; Metazoa; Arthropoda; Malacostraca; Decapoda; Penaeidae.